AUGACAGGUGUUCCGCCGCCCGGUGGCAAGGGCUCGAGUAAAUGGGCCCCAAACUUUGAGUUUCCAUUAGAGUCCGAUGAAGGAGAGGGGGAGGAGGAGGAGGAGGAGGAGGAGAAGGAAGAAGGAGAGGGUGAGGGCGAGGGAAAGGGAAAGGGAAAAGGCAAGGCCAAGUCCAAGCCCGAAGACACCAAAGAGCCGAAAAAGAAGGCGGAGACCAUUCGAGGUACACCCAUUGUUACUCAACCUGGGCCGAAUUUGGCUGAGAGAACCCAACAAGAAACCACGCAAGAAUUCUUCGACGAAAUGAAGAAGGCGGAAGAAAUGAUGAAGAAAGAUGUGACAGAGGGUAAAUACACACAAGAAGAAAUUGACGAAAUCAAAAGAUUGAUGGAAGCUAGUGUGAGUCUGAAUCUUAUUUCUGCCAAGAAGAAGAUGAAGUUGCCUUUCCAAAAGGAAGUUGUUGAAAUGACUGCGGAACAACUAAAAGCGAAGGUCGAUGAACUUCUGGAGAAAUUGAAGGAGAAGGGAAAGAAUGAUGAUUUGACGGUAGCUCAAAUUGUGGAUCUCCAAGACCAAUUAAAACGCUUAGAAGAAGAGAAGGCCGCAGUCGAAGCGCGUGAAGCGCAACAGGCAGAGCGAUACAAACAAGCCAUGGCUGAAUUAGAUGCGAUUCAAAAAGAGCGGCGACAAAUGUCAGAUCAAGCCGAUAAAGACAAGUGGGAAAAUAUCCGACUAGCGGAAGCUGAAAAAGUCGCUGAUAAAUUGCGUGAUAAAGAUGAUAAGAUCAGCUUGUUACAACAGCAAUUGAAUGCCAAACAAGAAGAACUAGAUCGUGUAGAGGCUAGAAGGAAAGAAGAAGAGAAGCCCACAGACGAAGAGGCAGAGAGAAAGAGGGAAGCAGCAGCUCGAAAGAGGGAGGAAGAGAUCAGAAAAGAGAAAGCUCAAAAAGCUGCGAAAGCACUUCAUAAUAAAGAUGAUACGAUUAGCUUGUUACAGCAACAAUUGAAUGCUAAACAAAGAGAACUAGAUCGUGCAGAGGUCGAGAAGGCCACAGACAAAGAGGCAGAGAGAAAGAGGGAGAAAGAGAUCAGAAAAGAGGAAGCUCAAAAAGCUGCGAAAGCACUUCAUGAUAAAGAUGAUACAAUCAGCUUGUUACAGCAACAAUUGAAUGCUAAACAAGAAGAAUUAAAUCAUGCAGAGGCCGAGAAAGUCGCAGACAAAGAGGCAGAGAUAAAGAGGGAGGCAGCAGCUCGACAGCAUCAGAAAGCGGCGCUUGAACAGGAUAAGAAAAUCAAGGAGCUGACCGAACUUUUGAAAACUGCACGACAACAAAGAGGCGUUGAAGAGGCUGCGCACAUUGGAGAUCAAAGGUUCAAAGAGGCGAUUAAGCGUCUAGAGCUUGAGAUUAGGGAGUACGAAAAACGCGUAAACAAAUUGAAACAUGAAAACCAAAAAUUGGAGAAGGAUGCAGUCCAAAACCUAAGGGAUACGGAAGAUUUACAAAUAAUUGCGGAAGAUGCUACCCAAAAAAACAACGUGCAUCAGAAAGAAGAAGAACAACAGAUUCUGAGAGAAAGCCACUUAAAGAGAGAUAGGGAUACUUUGAGCAGGCAACUCAUUGCGGCACAAAGGGAAAUUGAAAAUAUGGCAAAGACACUCGAAGAGAGUACUGAGGUAAUCGACCAAGCAAAUCAGAGGAUUGAGCAACUAGAAGGCAUCGAAGCAGACGUUACGGAUAUAGUGGAAGCACACGAUCUACUUUCAAAGGAUAAUCUCCAGUUACAAAAACAAGUAGAAGAACUCCAAAAACGGCUCGAAGGAGAGGGAACAGAUGCUACGGAAAUAGUGAAAGCAAACGAUCUACUUUCAAAGGAUAAUCUCCAGCUACAAAAACAGCUCGAAGGAAAGGAAGCAGAUAUUACAGAAAAAGUGAAAGCAAACGAUCUACUUUCAGAGAAUAAUCUCCGAUUACAAAAACAGGUAAAAAAACUCCAAGAAUUGCUCAAAGGAGAGGGAACAGACGUUACAGAAAUAGUGAAAGAAAACGAUCUACUUUCAGAGGAUAAUUUCCGGCUACGAAAAGAAAUGGAAGAAAUCCUCAAAGAGCCUCAAAAUGAAGUAGUAGCCAAAAUCAGAAAAAUGUGGGAUGAUGCUAGAGACACAAUGAUCGAUCUUAGACGAAACAUGGGGAAGUUGGAACAGGAACUCGUGAAGAUGCGGGAGGCGCGAGAUAAAGAUGCAAAAGAAGCUGCAACCGAGAUUGAUCGUUUGAAGGAAAUUGUCAAAGUAUCUCAACUUUCACCAUCACAGCGAGAUGAUAAUGCAAAAGAAGCUGCAGCCGAGAUUAAUCGUCUAAAGGAAAGUGUAAAAGAGCUGGAAAAAGCUAGUCAAGAGGCAUUAAGCAAUUCUAAACGACAAGCGGAGUUAUCAAGACGGGAAAUCGAACAAUUGCGGAAGGAUGUAGAACCAGCUAAUACCGAGAUUAAGCGUCUAGCGGAAAUUCUCAAAGUAUAUAGAAUGCGAGAAUUUAAGGAAAAAGAAGCUGCAACCGAGAUUAAUCGUCUAAAGGAACUUGUCAUAGCAUCUCAUUUUCAACCGUCACAGGAGGAGUUGGCUGAAUUGAACCAAAAAAUAUAUGAGCAAAACACUCAAGUCGACGAGUUGCGAGAAGAAUUAAAAACGGAACAAAUUAAAAACAAAGCCCUCUCAGAAGAACGUCAAAAAUUAGAAACGACUAUCCAGGGUCUUGAAGAUAAACUCGCAAAGGCACCGCAAGAGUUGGCUGACUUGCAACAAAAAAAUUACGAGCAAAACGUUGAGGCAAUGGGAUGGAAAUCUCAAGUCGACGAGUUGCGAGAAAAAUUAAUCAAGGAGCAAAAGAAACUCAAAGUUCUCUCCGAAGAAAACCGAGAAUCCAAAACGACUAUCCAGAAACUUGAAGAUCAACUCGUAAAGGCACUGCAAGAGGUGGAAUUUGCGAUGGAGAAAGUUGGCCCACGUGGUGAUGCCACCGAGAUUGAACAGGCGCAGGCCGCAAGAAUCACGACACUAGAACAACUAAUCAUUAAGUUACGACAGGAACUUGCCGAAAUCGACAAGAGCACAGGUGAGGAAGGUAAAAAUCUUCGCCGCGAAAAAAUCCUUGCCAGUCUCCAGAGUAUCGAGAUUAUUAUGGGUUUUAUGGUUCUCCAACGUGCCAUGCACGGUAUGACGGAUGGCGACAUGGAUCCAGCGCUAGAUGCCAUACAACAAGCUCUAGCCGACCAAAGUGCAGCUGAAGAUGCCAGCUAUGGUGGAAAAAUUGCAUUUUGGGGAGCUAUGGUAGAAUAUUAUGCGGGCAACCGAGAAAAUGCUUUCUAUGGAUUCCAAAAUGCCAUGGAUUCCCGAGAUUGGAGCGAGUCCGAAUUAGACUUGUUGAGGCAAUGGCUUAUUGAGUGUGAUCCAAUUAGCGGUUCAGAUCCUCCGAAGGGGAGAAGCGGGUAUAGAGCAGCUCUAGGGUUUGGAGCCAUUAAAUCCAAGACCUUGAGAGCUCCCCCGAAACGUCCGACGGAUCAAGAUCGUAAAGAGGCAAAGAAGGCUAAGAAAGCAGCAAAGAAAGCCGCAAAGAAAGCGAAGAAAGCGAAGAAAGCGAAGAAAGCGAAGAAAGCGAAGAAAGCGCAGAGACCAAGAAGAGCUACAGUGCCUAGGCGUCGUGGAGUACACAGACGUGAUCUGUACGUGGGUGUUUUGACGCCGCAACAAAGGCUGAUCUGGGACACAAUUGACUUCAGUAAUUUCAACUAUGAGAAGUUGACUAGCGAGCAACAAUCUCUAUUCUCAUUCCAGCCCUUCGAUGAUGAGCCUGAUAGCCCAACUGCACCACCAGGUCCACCACCCGACUAUCCACCCUACGAGUACCCACCACUACCACCUAGUCCAACCGCUUCCCACGCAUCAGACAGAUCAUCACGAACACCACAAAUAGAUAGACGACCAAGAAGACCAUUAAGCGUCGCUUCCUCUGCGCCCUCAAUUAGAGUAGGAGACGAAGUACAGGAAGACCGUCCAAUCCGUAUUGCUGAUCUCACUACCGAUGCCGCCCUGCAAAUUCAACGCCUAACUGCUCUCCUUGCUGCCAGCAGAGAACGUAUCCGUGAGCUCGAGAAUAUACAUGGCGAUAUAUUGACUGUGAGGGCCCAACUCUAUAGAAGAGAGGGACAGCUCCAAGAACUGAGACAAUAUUCACGACUCAUGAUUGCCGAGUUGACGAUUUGGAGACGAUAUGCCCGGGAGUGGCUGCCAGAACGGAGUUGGUGGUGGCGGUUAUGGAAUAGAUUUGCUUUUCCUUUGCUUUUUCUUGUAAAUUAG
Molecule: messenger RNA, 4347 nt
Organism: Sclerotinia borealis F-4128
Lineage: Eukaryota; Fungi; Ascomycota; Leotiomycetes; Helotiales; Sclerotiniaceae
Source: the annotation of a GenBank genome assembly